Molecule: messenger RNA, 3207 nt
Organism: Daldinia childiae
Lineage: Eukaryota; Fungi; Ascomycota; Sordariomycetes; Xylariales; Hypoxylaceae
Product: putative ubiquitin carboxyl-terminal hydrolase 3
Exons: 7
Coding region: 1-3207 (1068 amino acids)
Biological process (GO): DNA repair; protein deubiquitination
Cellular component (GO): cytosol; nucleus
Molecular function (GO): cysteine-type endopeptidase activity; cysteine-type deubiquitinase activity
Source: RefSeq, a predicted model, not a curated record
AUGAACGCGAAGCGACCAUCUGACGACAGAGAAAAAGGCAGUACGACUGGCAGUAUCCGGCCUUUGCGAGAACGGCCCAAGUCUGAACUUGGCAUCGCUGACUUCAAAAUUAACCCGAACUCUAAUGAAGGCUAUGACUAUGCAUUCACCGACGUUGUUCGAAAUAAGAAUGAACGAGCUAACUUAGAAGGAUGCGUCCAAGAGGGAUGCUGCGGCCAGACGUUUCGGCUACAAGCACGGGCCAAACGUGAUCAGACGGGGCCGGUGGACUUUCAGACCUUGUUAGAAAAACACAUGGGUGAUGAAGCUUGGAAAUUGUCGACCAUGACUAAAGCCGAGAAGGAAGAACUAUGGCUUGAGGCUAAGAUGCGAGAGCUUGCUAAUGAGCAUGGCAAACAUCGCCACAGAUUCCAUCGUGCUGCAUCUCCAGUAGGUUUCUGGCGGGCGGAUUUCCCGAGCACUCAGGAGGAACAACAUGAUAGAGAAGAAGCGGCGAAGGCGACACGUCGAAUAAUUGAUGAAAGAUAUCGCGAGGCUAUGCGACCUGGUGGAAGAUGGGAGGUAUUCCCGGAGGAGCAGUUGUGGCGCGAGGUCAAGUUGAUAUGGGACCUGGUUCAGGACCUGGUGGUCGACGGCGGCCGCCGCAGCAUCAGUAUUCGACCCAUCAUCAAUAUCACCACCAACAACAUGUCAAUCCCAUAUACCACCAUAACGGCAAUAUCCUCCUAUCGUGUCCUCGAGCAUGCAACCUAUUCCUCAGCCUCCUUACUCUCGACCACCUCCACCACAACAACCCUCGCCGGCUCUUUCAACUCCUCCUCCUUAUGCUGUAGCGGGCCGCCUCCACCUGUCUCCGUACCCGAGACGCCCUCUUCAACACAUUCGUCCCAAGUUCUUCCGGUCCCAUUGACCCCCCCUACGCCGCAAAACCAGGAAACUGCCCCGGCCACCCCGGAUGUCGAGUUGCGGUCGACCUUGUCACCAUUCAGAGCACCACUGCCCUGGUUAUCGCGACCUGAUAUACCCUUUCCUACCAAGUCAGCUCGAUCUAGAAGAAAGAGGCGGAUACAGAACCCUGAUGCAGAGAAUGUCGAAUUACCUUCGAUCCAAGCAAAGGGAAUUGAGUCGGGAGCUGUGUCACAUGAAGAGACUUUAGGAGGUGAUGCCUCACUACUUUCAACCCCUACACUUAAAUCUUCUACUGCUACUAUUCCGGCUAGUACGGACUCCGAGCUACCAACACAACCCGAAGCUGGGUUAACAAAAGAUGAGCUUUUAGAAACCUCACAGUCUACCUCGUCUGCCAUUCCUCAGCCGGUCCAAGUAGCUCAGCCUGCUGUUGCUACAUCUGCCAAGCACGCCAAGACAGCUUCUCUCGCUGCUAUACCAGCUGUUCCUAUCAUCCCCGUAAAACCUAAAGCAGGUCCCAAAGAGACAAAUUCAUCUAGUGCUGAGACUAAAUUAGUAGAGGAGAAACAACCUACACAGCAAGCCGUCGCAGAGGAAAAACCUGCUGAGGCUACAGAGACUUCUCCAGAAGCAAAAGUAGAGCCCGCUCCUGUUGCCGCAAAAGCUGGCCCAAAGCUCUGGACAGGGUUAUUUUCACGUACAGCAUCUGCCGCUUCUCCUUCAACUGGCGCUACCGGUGCUGCACCAGCUAGUACUAGCAUUACAACAAGUAUCGCCGAUAACACUGCUUCAGGUAAUGGGGGUGUAGGUGUGGUAGGUAGUUCACAAAGUCAAACACUAGUUCUUUGGCUGAAGCUUUGCGAUCAUACCGCGUGGGGUAGCAGUCAAAAGAUUUCGUUUCUGGAGCCUAGAGGUUUAAUCAAUCCCGGGAACAUGUGUUAUAUGAAUUCUGUUUUACAAGUUCUCAUUUUCUGCAUUCCAUUUUAUGACUUCCUGGACCAGGUCAGCAAGAAAGCGGCAUAUAGUUUUAAAAGCGAAACUCCCUUAAUUGAUGCCAUGAUUAUGUUCAUGCGCGAAUACAAAGUUAUUGAUUCUGCAGUGUCUGUUGAGCAACUUCGACGGAGGCUGAAGAAUGAGGAACUUGAACAGUAUGGCGAGCCUUUCACCCCCGAAUUUGUUUAUGAAGCUAUAAGGAAGCUUCCUAGAUUCGCCAGCAUGAGGCGUGGACAUCAGCAAGAUGCCGAAGAAUUCCUUGGUUUCCUUUUAGAGGCACUACACGACGAGUGCACACAAGUAAUGCGCAACCAACCAGACUCGUCUGCUACAACUACCGCUGCAAAUUCAUCGGCUGCCACUCCUUCCGCGACGUCUCCUACAAGUACACCAGAUACCAGUGAUUGGUUAGAAGUAGGGCCGCGUCAACGCUCUGCUGUUACGCGUUCUUCCGGCCAUCCAAUUACCUCGUCUCCCAUCACUAAGGUGUUUGGUGGUCAGCUAAGAUCGGAAUUAAGGGUACAAGGCCUAAAGGAUUCCGUAACUCUAGAACCCUUCCAACCUCUUCAGCUGGACAUUGGCUCCCCCCAGGUCAAUAACAUUGUUGAUGCACUGAAAGCACUCACCAGACCAGAAAUUCUACAUGGUGAUUUUGGGUCGCCAAGGGGAAAGGAUGCGACGGCCACCAAACAGGUUCUCAUCGAAUCCCUACCGCCCGUCCUCAUUCUUCACUUAAAACGUUUCCAGUUCGACACUGAAGGGACCGGAACCGUCAAGAUCUGGAAGAAGGUUGGAUACCCACUGGAGCUCGAACUUCCCAAAGAGCUCUUUCCACGACAGAAGAGAAAUGCUCUUACCGUUGAAGGUGCAGGCUUCCCUAAAUAUAAACUGAUCGCUGCUGUUUACCACCAUGGCAAGAAUGCUAGCGGUGGGCACUACACUGUUGAUCUCAGGCGCCAAGAUGGUGUAGAAUGGAUCCGUAUGGAUGACACAGUUAUCCGACGAGUAAGAAGCGAAGAUGUUGCUGAAGGAGGCUCUGAGGACGAAAGUUUUAAAACUACGGCGCGGGCUGACAAGAAGGACACCGCUGUGAGCGGUUCCGGUAACAGAUUCGAAGGAAUUGGUGACGAUGAAGCUGGUGAUGAUGAAGGGUGGAAUAAAGUCAGCGCUCCAGUAAAUGGAGCAAAGAAAUGGAGUUCCGUUGUCAAUGGGGCAUCGAACACCGUACAGGCGAAAGGAAAGCAGGCCAAGGACAACAUCAAGGACAACAAGGUUGCCUACCUGCUGUUCUACCAGAAAGUCUAA